Cephus cinctus (wheat stem sawfly) is the source of this 1392-nucleotide messenger RNA. Its product is annotated as pentatricopeptide repeat-containing protein 2, mitochondrial. Gene Ontology annotation, cellular component: mitochondrion. Bases 114 to 1283 code for a protein of 389 amino acids. The record is from RefSeq and is a predicted model, not a curated record. The transcript is spliced from 5 exons. Gene Ontology annotation, molecular function: RNA binding. NCBI's taxonomy places the organism in Eukaryota, Metazoa, Arthropoda, Insecta, Hymenoptera, Cephidae. Gene Ontology annotation, biological process: multicellular organism development; mitochondrion organization; regulation of mRNA processing.
UUAUCACUUUCCGCUUUAUGGAAAGCCCUUGUAUUCCUGGUCUCGUCGUGAAAGUUGUGUUCGGCAAAUUGCGUACCCGUUUCUAAUCAUUUUCUUAUAUAUUGUAUGUAAAAAUGGCUGCAAGUUUAAGGGCAUUUUGUCGUGUUAAUUCAAGCUUGCUGAAAGAUGCUAUUACUAAGAAAAUAUUCAAUGACGGUAGUCGUUCUUUAUUCACUCAAGCCAGCUUAGGUCUUGAUGGAUACAUCAAUACUAGAGAGAAUGUUAAAAGGCAAUUUUUCAAUGUCGAGGAUAACUUCCGCAAGAAGAUGAAAGAGUUUGUUGAUGUAGAAACUAAUAUGAUAUUUACUGAGGAUUUAAAAGCCAUGCUGCACCUGGCAGGAAAAAAUACUGAGGAUAUUGACUUAAUUACGCGGAUGAUGAUAAAGUUCAAUACUCAAAAUAAAGAGCUGAGAUUUGGAACUUAUCAUUUUGGACCUGUUGUCAUGCGAACAUUGCACUAUCUUGAUGAACCAGAUACAGCAUUUAAUCUAUUCUUUAAUCCAUCACUGGAUGGUUUCUUUGAUCAAAUUGUAACAUACCAAAUUUUAAUGGAUCUUCUUUACAAUCAUAAAAAAUAUGAUGACGUUAAGAAAGUAUAUGAUAUUAUUAUAACUAAAGGUAUAAAUGGUUUGAAACAUCCAAAAUAUCCAGUUGUUCUGGUUUUAGCAGCCUGCUAUAAACAGAAUACACAUGAAAGUUAUGAAUAUGCUAUAAAACUGUGGAAAGAAUUAACUGAUAGGGGUACUGUGGCAUUACGAAAAGCAGUUGCCCUUUUAGGAGCUUUAGCUCUCAAGCAAAAUGCACCACAUGCUGCACUUGAAAUUACCUCUACAAUCCGAAGGCCUGGGUACAUCACUAUAAGAUGUAUUAAAAUCGCUGCUCUUGCCAACCUCGAUAGAGUCAACGACAUUAUUCCAUAUUUCAGAGCAUCACUUUCAAACGAUAAUCCUAAUGUGCGAAAGGAGAGUUAUUUCAUUGACACGAUUGAACAAGUGGAGGCUGCUGUUCAAAGAGCAAAUUUUGAUGAAUCAUCAGAAAUAGUUAAAUUGUUGAGACAAUUGAAGGAUAAUGGGCAUGUACAGCAAUCUCCAAUGGAUGAACAUCUCUCACAAGAGAUAGAUUCGAAGCAACGUGAAACAAUGAAUCGAUAUCAUUCUGCUUUCAAUGAUCGAGGACAACACCAAUUUCAGUUUAACAGACGUCCUACACAGCAGCAUAGGUCAGGUUUAACAGGUCUUGUUUAAUUCCAUACCGUAAAAUUGAAUAGUAGAUAUGAAAUGUAUUGCAUUAAAGGAUAAUACUAAUCAAAUACAAAUAUGAGUACGAAUCCAAAUAAAAGUUUAAAAAAUAUAA